Pectinophora gossypiella (pink bollworm) is the source of this 459-nucleotide messenger RNA. RefSeq names its product NADH dehydrogenase [ubiquinone] 1 alpha subcomplex subunit 13-like. The coding region runs from base 1 to 459 and encodes 152 amino acids. The record is from RefSeq and is a predicted model, not a curated record. The transcript is spliced from 2 exons. NCBI's taxonomy places the organism in Eukaryota, Metazoa, Arthropoda, Insecta, Lepidoptera, Gelechiidae.
AUGGACUCUGCAUGUUGGGUUCGAAAACAAGAUUUGCCUCCACCAGGGGGCUAUAAACCUAUCGCAUACAAAAGAGUACCAGGCGCGCAUCUCUUCAAUGGAUACCAACUCAUUCUUGGCUACUUUGCUAUGACCGCUGGGGCCCUCUACCUAUACUCCUUAAACCACAAGAAGAUCAAGAAACACGAAAUAGAAUUACGCUCAAGCAAGAUGGCGAUAUAUCCAGUGCUCUUGGCAGAAAGGGAUAGAGAAUAUUUGAGGCAGCUUAGGCGGAAUCGGGACGAGGAAGACAAAUUGAUGGCUGGUGUACCUGGAUGGAAGACUGGAACUUAUUUCGGUGAACCGAUAUAUAAAAUGUAUCAGCCCGAAAAACUAAUAGAACCUAUUUACCACGAAUACUUCGCACAUUGCUCACCAAGUCAUUUCUUCCGUAGAGCCAACUUGAAGCUGAAAAGUUAA